CGCGGCCUCGCCUCCCAUUCCAGUCUUCUCUCCAAGACACUCACCUGCCUCUACCUCUGUGUGCUUCUGCGUCACCAGACCGCGUGCCGCGUCACGCACGCCAAGGAGCAGUUGCCAGUUCGGCGUCUCGGUCCCGUUCUUCCUUCUUCCUCCCCCGGCCGGAUGGACCUGCCACCCAGCCCCAGCUCGGCGCCGGAGGAGCCGUGCCAGUGGGCCGGCGCCGGCCUCGGCUAUGCGGCGUGCGGCCUGGCCGGGAGGGUGCUCUGCGUCUUCGCCACCUGCGUCUUCGCGGCCGUGGGGUCGCUGGUCGGGGCGGUGACGGGGUCCAUGAUCGGGCUGGCGACCGAGAGCGGGAUGCUGCGCGGCGCCGGCAUUGGGGCCAUCUCCGGCGCCGUCUUCUCCAUCGAGGUCGCCGAGGCCUCGCGCGACCUCUGGCACUCGGGCGACUCCGGCGUCUGGACCAUCCUCAACAUGGUGGACAUCAUCUCCAGCCUCCUGAGCGGCAGACUGGUCCGGGAGAAGGUGGGGCCGGCGGUCCAGAGCGCCGUGCAGAGUCAGAUCAGCGCCAUCAGCUCGCCGUUCGCGGAGACGAGCGACCUGUUCGAGACGGGGGGCAGCAGGGGCAUCACGGCGGACGCGCUGCGGCGGCUGCCGGCGAUGGAGAUCGCGGAGGACAGCGCCGUGGAUACUGCGGGGGAGGCGCUCUGCUGCUCGGUGUGCCUGCAGGACUUCCGGGUGGGCGAGCCCGCGCGGAGGCUCCCCGGGUGCCGGCACGUGUUCCACGUGCCCUGCAUCGACUGCUGGCUCGUCAGGCACGGCUCCUGCCCGCUCUGCCGGCGAGACAUCUGACCGGCGAUUCGAUCGCCGGCGUCCGCUUGCGUCUCCGUAAAUCGCCGUCGUGGUGCGCCGAUCAGGUGCUAUACUUUGGACUGAACGAGCUGUUGGGUUAGUGGAGUAGGGUUUGUAGGACGGCGCCUGAUGCCCGUAAGGGAAAUGGUGCUCUCUGGUGGUGAGGGGAAAAAAAUCAUCUGCCUAAGGAAAAUCAAAAGAUAAAAAAAAAUGGGUGGGAAAAACAAGAGAUGGAUUGGGUUCAAGUGUGGAUAAGAGUGAUUCAGAUAUUGUGUGUGUUUGUCUUACUCUGAUCUGGCUUGAUUC
Messenger RNA from Setaria italica (foxtail millet), 1155 nucleotides. RefSeq names its product NEP1-interacting protein-like 1. Bases 163 to 849 code for a protein of 228 amino acids. The record is from RefSeq and is a predicted model, not a curated record. Lineage: Eukaryota; Viridiplantae; Streptophyta; Magnoliopsida; Poales; Poaceae. The transcript is spliced from 4 exons.